AUGUUACAAGGAAUCGACUCAAUCACAUACCUACCUCUUCCGGACUUCCUUCAAGCCACUAUUAAACAAGCAAUAAAUACAAUAUCCAGUACGGUUAUUUCUCAAUCGGAGCCGUAUGCCUCAAAAUUUGACCUUCCUGAUGAUGAUGGGGUAAAAUUAAUUGUGGAGGAGAUAAAAAAGAUAUAUCAGAAGGAAAAGCUGCCGCAUGAUAUUUCUACCUUAUCAUUAUAUGGGGCUGUCUUUAGAGGAAGAUGGGAAUCUGGUGAACUUAACGAUACUGUUAUUGUCCCACUUAUCGAUUACCAUGCUGAAGUUAUUACUAGGAAUAAAAAGGGGGAUGAGAAAAGACUAGAUUGGCAUUGGAAGCAUGCUAUAUUUAUACAAAGACAAACAUUUUUUGAGAUUGAAGGUGAAAACAAGAUUGGUGCAAUAAUCCUUCAAUUUAAGCGAUAG
This is a messenger RNA of Trichophyton rubrum CBS 118892, 453 nucleotides long. RefSeq lists its product as uncharacterized. The record is from RefSeq and is a predicted model, not a curated record. The transcript is spliced from 2 exons. Bases 1 to 453 code for a protein of 150 amino acids. Lineage: Eukaryota; Fungi; Ascomycota; Eurotiomycetes; Onygenales; Arthrodermataceae.